This is a messenger RNA of Culex pipiens pallens (northern house mosquito), 736 nucleotides long. RefSeq lists its product as uncharacterized. NCBI's taxonomy places the organism in Eukaryota, Metazoa, Arthropoda, Insecta, Diptera, Culicidae. The transcript has 2 exons. The record is from RefSeq and is a predicted model, not a curated record. Bases 176 to 736 code for a protein of 186 amino acids.
GGAAUGUGUAAGAAGGAAGCUUGGGUGUUUUGUGGGGUUUGUGAUUGAUUUUGUUUGUUUUUGUAGGAUGAGAGGUAGGAAUGUGGAUUCGCACCGGUUGUAUUGGGUGGUGGUGGCCCGGGAUUGGUGGUUGAAGGUCAAUUCGCGUGAGGACUGAGGCGAGAUCAUCGAGGAGAUGGCGCUGCCGAAGCGUUGCGUGAACAACGAGAUUGCGUUGAAGAAGAUUAACUUCCGGUUUUUGGACAAGUACACGAAAGUUUAUUUUCACGAUGGGCCUCCGACGAAGAGGAGGACGACGAAAAGCUACAUAAUCGGAGGUGGUCAGCGCAGAUGUUGCACUCGGUGCCGGCGGUUUACAGCAUCGCAACUUCCCGCCCAUAAACGCUCACAUCGCGACGGCGCAGCUUCAGCUGGGGACAGCGAGCAUGAAAAAUCUGUGUCAUUGUGGAAGGAGGAUGAAGUGCUCGAAAUCAAAUUCCGUUCCGAGUUCUGGAACUCCCUGUUCAGGCACUUCACUUCUCAGCCGGGAAACGUCGACCACCCUUCCCGAAUCAACAGCCAACUUCUCCAAACCGGUCCUGAUGAAGGCCGGCAAUGGACCAUCCUGUUCGCUACUUUGCUGUCGCGCGUCGAAACGUCCAUCCGGAACCGUCCAGCUUGGGGUCUUCGGAAGUUACCGUUGACGCACCGUUAUAAUCGGUACAGCUUGGACUCGGAUGUUAGCCAGAAACGUUAA